AUGUCCCCUGCACCUCUCAGCCGUUUUUGGGACUGCGGAAGCACGGCGUGGAGCCUCGGCUGGAGGCCAAGCGAAGGCUGCGAGCGCUCCCCUUCUCCCCGUGUCUCGCUGGGGUUCGCUGCCAGGCGGUUUUCCCCGUCCCCCUCGCCCCGGCCAAGGUCACAGCGGGGCUGGGAGCUGCCGGCGGGCGAGCACUGGAAAUACAGCGUUUCCUGCGCCACGAACGACUUCCUAAGCAAACUGCGGCACCAGGCGCAGAGCGAGCGGUUCGGGUACAAGGAGGUAAAGUCGAGAGUUGUUUUCUGCGUCUACCCACAGCGAUUCGGGGCCGAGCGGGCGGUGGUUUUGAAAGGCGAUGCCCGGAGGCUGAACCUGCACGGGGUGAGCGCGAAGCUGGAAGCUGCCAAGACCCAGGAGUCUCUGGGUGUCCGUGUGGUGGGUCCCAUCUUGCGCCGUGUGAUGGCACCCAUCUACAUCUUUGCUGCAACGCACGUUGUGGAGAGGCCCUGGACAAACGCGAGGUCUCAGUCGGUGGCACAGGAGCUGCUGGCAUCGCUGGUCCAGGCUGCAGGCUGCGGGUCGGUGGCUGAAUUCCUUCGGGGAAAGAGCGAAGAUGAGGAAGGAAGAUUUGCAGCAGUGAUGGAGCUCCUGAAGCAGGAGUUAACCAAAGACACUUGGAAGCGUAACCCUGCCACCAAGUUUGUGUUCUCCUGGACGCUGCCGCACGUCAGCCGGCCCUGGCUUAGCCAUUACCUGGAGCGUGUCCUCCCACCGUCGCUGCUCAUCUCGGAUGACUACCGGGAGGAGAAUAAAAUCCUGGGUGUGCGCUGCCUGCAUCAUAUCAUUCUCAAUGUGCCAGCUGCCGAUCUGUGCCAGUUCAACAGGGCUCAGGUUGUGUACCACGCCCUCUACAACCAUCUCUACUCCCGAGAGGCCCCUCUCAUCCAGGCAGUACUGCUGUGCCUGCUGGACUUGCUGCCCAUCCUGGAGAGAGCGUGGCGGCAGCAGAAGCAGGCCAGACCAGCGGCCCCCUGCGACGAGGUGCUGCAGCUGGUUCUGACCCACAUGGAGGCAGAGCAUCGCCUCGCGCUGCGGCGGGGGGAAGCCCGGGCGGUGGCCACCUGUGUGCGGCGGGGCCUGGGGUAUCUGGAAGUCUGCGAUGGCCCCGAGGAAGAAGCCCGACUGGGAAUACUGGAGACACUGCAAUGCACCAUAGAGCACGCUUGGCCCAGGAUGCCGUGCAGACUCCCUGUGCUCCUCAAGGCCCUGCUGAAGAUGAUCUGGGACGUACACACAGACCAAGGCUCCACGCCAGAGCCGGUAAAAGCCACCUUGCUCCAGGGAGCCACUGAAUGCCUCAUCCUGCUGGAUCGCUGCUCUGAAGGGCAAGUGAAGGUCCUGCUGGAAGGCGUGUACAGCAGCUGUGAGGAGAACCGCGUACGGGAAUGCAUCAGAAAAGUGCAAGAGAGCACGUGAGGCGUGGCCGAUCAACGCUCGCCCUGCUUUUUGUACAGUAAACUUUUGUAUUUAUUU
Opisthocomus hoazin is the source of this 1533-nucleotide messenger RNA. Lineage: Eukaryota; Metazoa; Chordata; Aves; Opisthocomiformes; Opisthocomidae. The record is from RefSeq and is a predicted model, not a curated record.